AAUGAAACCAGAGAGAGAAUAGAAGUGUGGAGUCUUUGGGACUGUAACGAAACCUCCACAAGACAGAAACGGAAGCAGAGAAGGGAAAAGGUUUUAAUUCGCCGCCUUUAGAAAUUAAAGAGAAGAAAAAGCUGCGAAACAUUUAAUCUUCUUUUUUUCCCCCUCUCAGUCAGCAACAAAUAAAGGAAACAAGCAUUUUUUACUCCCGGAGAAGACAUUCAACUCAAAGCAGCAGCAAUGGCGCCCUCUCUCCUCCAGGCCUACAGGAGGCGCUGGUGGAUGGCGGUGACAGCGGUGAUUGAAAACCUGCUGUGCUCGGCUGUGCUGCUGGGCUGGGGCUCCCUGCUCAUCAUGCUGAAGAGGGAGGGCUUCUACUCCCACCUGUGCUCAGUCAACCCUCCCGCAGUGAACGAGUCCGUCGUCAUCUCUUUGGGCAACUCCUCCUCGGGCGAGGUGGAGGAGUGGCUCAGCUGCGUGGACCAGGAGGAGAUGCUGAACCUGGGAUUCACCAUCGGCUCCUUCUUGCUCAGUGCCACUACCCUGCCACUCGGUAUCCUGAUGGACAAGUUUGGGCCGCGCCCAAUUCGCCUGGUGGGCAGUUCGUGUUUCGGCCUGUCCUGUGUUAUCAUGGCCGUGUCUGCCUACGAUCCUCACGUUCUGUCAGCGCUCAUUUUCUUGGCUCUCUCCCUGAACGGCUUUGGAGGCAUCUGCCUGACCUUCACCUCGCUCACGCUCCCCAACAUGUUUGGUGCUCUGAGCUCCACCGUCAUGUCUCUGAUGAUUGGCUCCUACGCCUCCUCUGCUGUCACCUUCCCCGGAGUCAAGAUGAUCUACGAUGCAGGCGUGUCCUUCCAGGUGAUCAUGUGGGUGUGGGCGGGCCUUGCGGCAUUUGUCUUUUUCAACUGUUUCAUCAACUGGCCCACAGAGGGCUUCCCGACACCUGACGAGGUAGACUACAGUAAGAUCCUCACACUGCAAGAGCUGCCUUUAUCAGACCAGAAGAUUGUUGGAGAGAGACUGAGCCACAAAAAUGGAGAUGUCCGACACUCCACAGAGAAACUACCGAAUGGACCUGACACUGCACAGAACACUGUUCCUUUCCGUCGCUCUGUGUUCUCUCCCAUCUUCCUGUGGAGUCUGAUUACGAUGGGGAUGUCCCAGUUGAGGAUCAUCUUCUUCAUGGGUGCAAUGAACAAGAUGCUGGAGUUCAUGGUCACCAACGGCGAAGAGCAUCCAUCUGAGCAGCUGGCGAUUGAGGCAGAAGAGAAAGUGAGUUUCUAUUCAUCCAUCUUCGGCACGCUGCAGCUACUGUGCCUGGCCACGUGUCCUCUGAUUGGAUACAUCAUGGACUGGAGGAUGAAGGAGUGCGUGGAGGAGAAGACCGUCCCACCAGGCACAGAGCCGAGACAGACCAGUGGACCCAAAAGAGACGGUAAGAUCCAGAAAGUGACCAACGCCAUGAGAGCCUUCAUCCUCACCAACCUGCUGCUCCUCGCCUUCGGAUUCUGCUGCCUCAUAGGCAACCUGCCUCUACAGAUCUUGACCUUCAUCCUUCACACGAUGGUGCGAGGCUUCAUCCACUCCUGCUGCGGAGGCCUUUACGCUGCUGUCUACCCCUCCAACCACUUUGGCACCCUAACAGGCCUCCAGUCCAUGAUCAGCGCCGUGAUUGCUCUGCUGCAGCAGCCGCUCUUCAUCGCCAUGGUCGGACCACUGAACGGAGAUCCCUACUGGAUCAACCUCGGCCUGCUCAUCCUCUCGUUGACUGGCUUCCUGUUGCCGGGUUACCUGUUCUACCACCGCAGACACCUGGUGAUGGAAAAGGAGGCCAGAGACAGGCGGGCCGCCGGACAGGAGAUGCUGGCGCUCAACCACAGUGAGGCCAACGGCUACAAACCUCACAGCAACGGCCUCGCUGCUGUGGAGGCUUAGAGCAACACGACAGCGCAGAGGAUCAGGGGAAUUGUAGGAUUUAUUUUUGUAUGUGCCUUCAAAAUGAGUACCAGCAAUCUACUCAUCCGUAUAUGUUUUGUUUUGACGUUUCCUGUGCUUUUUCUUUCUUUUUUUUUUUUUGGUCAUUGCUGGUGCACAUUUUGCCCACCACAAACUGUAUCGCAGUGCAGACAGAGUCUCCGUGUUUUGUUGACCCAGAGUUAGACUUUAAGUUCCGUGUGAUUUGGGGAGAAGCAAGUGUCAUCAUCAGCUGCUGCUGUCUAUUUAUUUUGGUUUAGGUCAAAGAGCCAAAUUAGUGCGAUUUAAAGCCAUAGAUUUCACUCACAAGCACACGCAGAGACACGUGCACACAUCCUGGAUUGGCCUGCGUGUCAGACUGCGGAUAUCACGGUACUUGAAAUGUUGUAAUGUAGUUUUCAAAGAUAAUCACCACAAUCCCUGCUAACACCAAAGAACAGCUUAAAUAUAGGAAAGUUACACUUUCUACUUCAGUAUUGUUGCAAAAGUGUGUUGAAUGAAGCAAACUCCUAGUGCAUUGUGCUGUUUCUACUGUACCCCCCUUCAACAAAAGCUACAAAGACAUAUUUCUCUAAAACUCUAUUAAAAGCAUACAAGCUAUCAAAGAAAAUGUAACCUGAAGACCAGACUUCUGGUAUGCAUAAAGAAGCUUUUGGGGCAUUAUUCAGAGCCCAGUUAUUUACACACACACACACACACACACACACACACACACAAACACACGCGUACACGCAAGGAUAGGCUGGUUGUAGAGACACCAUAUCUACCUCCUCUGUUUCCUGUUUUUGUACUGUCUCUCUGCAACCAUCUCCUACAUCUGUCCAUCGAUUUCUUUUCUCACAUUAGGAAAUAUUAAACUUUGAUCGUCAAACACCCGACAGAUUUAAUCACUACAGUUUCUCCUUGUGCGUUUCAUGUUCUUCAAAAGGUAUUGCAGAGUCAGCCCUUGAACUUUUGGAAUUUUUAUAUGUAGGAAAAACAUUUUUAGGGAAAUUUCACAAGGAAAGAAAAUGACUGACUUUUAAAAAUUCUGACACACAGUGUGUGUCUAUGUUAUGAAACACUUUGUACUGCUUUAUGCACAAAAAUGAACUAGUGUGUGUAUAAAAUAUGUAUUUAAGUGUCUUUUUUUAUACUCUAGCUGCAGUAGCAUUAAAAAGGGAAGCAUUUGUUUCAGUAUCAGCUAAUGUCAUUUUGGAGUGAGCUAAUUAUAAAUGAAGCUCCAAUGAUUUACUGUGUUUCCUGCUUUUGCUUUUUUUUUUUUUUUUAGUCAUGCAUUGAUUUUGGCACAAACAAACCUCCAUCAAAGUAGUUUUUUGUAAAUAGAGCUGAGGUGUGUAUUGUAUUUUAUUACAUAUUCUGCUUGCUUUACUUUGUAUGGGUGUGUACAGUAUAUUACAGGACAUUAACUGAUGGAGGAGGAGACGCUGGCUGUGGUUAAAUCUGUUUUUAAUGGGAUUUUUUUUCCUUCUUGGACGCUUAAAGUCACAUUAAAAAAAAUCCCUUUGUUUCAGAUAGCUGCAGAUGAAAACUGAAAAAUGUACACUCUUCCAAAGUGACAACAAAAUGUGUCUAUUGUGUGCGUUUGUUCUGCUAAAGGCACCAGUAUCGUGUAGAUUUAUGGAAUCAGCUGUAAUUUAUAAAUUUCUUUUUUUUUGUUGACUCAAUCCAUUUCAUUGUCAAGACAGCUUCGGUAGAUGUUUCCUUUAUUGUCUGAUGCAUUUCUUUCCAGCUUUCUAAUUCAUUUUCAUUCAUUUCAAAUCUUUGCUCUCUCGCUUUGAAGCAGAUGCUGUUUUGUACCAACUCUGUGCCUUUGCUGCUCGCUCUUGGCUUUAUUGCAGUAGAAAUGAAUGUAAGAUUAAUGCCAAACGUCUUUCCCUGUAAACCAAAGCCAUGUGUAGCGUCUGUAAGAUAGUCAGUAGUGCAGCACCUUUCCUCAGGAGAACGUACAGGAGCGAAACAAGAAUGCCUUACAACACAGUGAUUAGUCCUGCAGCACAGACCAGUCUGAUCGUAAGGUUUGUUUUUUUUGAUUGUCACAGGUGUUGAUUCAGCUUGUCAUGCUUGAGGCUGUACUUUGUGUUGAUUAGUGCAAGUACUGGUUAGGGCAUUUCAAUCAAGUGUUGGCGAGUUUUGCACGGUCAUUACUUUCCUCUUGUCGCAGCAGUAUGGUAUUUUGUCAUGUUUGAAACCAACGUACGAGCAAUUCGAGCAACAACUAUCUGACCUCUUUGUACCUCUCAGUGGCCAUCAGACCUCAAUUAAAGCUGCCAAAUGGCAUUCAAGUUAAUGUGACUUCCUUGUCCUUACGCCUUUGUAACUGAUAUUUGCAAUAGUUUCCGCUUGAAUUUUUUGUGUAAUCAACACCUCUGAUGGUCACUCAAACAAAAAUAAUCAUUUGCUUUAUCUGUAUUCUAAGACUGUAAGCAGUAAACAGUGGCUUAUCUAAUCUCUUUGCCCUUGGGGUUCAAGUGUUGGUAUAUCUUGCUAAAUGAAUGCCUUUCUUUCCUGCCUUCAAUCAGUAUAUCCAGCUUGUGCAUUUGAUAAACAAAUAAAUGUAUGAAUUUUAA
Messenger RNA from Chelmon rostratus (copperband butterflyfish), 4541 nucleotides. RefSeq names its product solute carrier family 43 member 1a (gene slc43a1a). Gene Ontology annotation, biological process: neutral amino acid transport; transmembrane transport. The transcript has 15 exons. The record is from RefSeq and is a predicted model, not a curated record. NCBI's taxonomy places the organism in Eukaryota, Metazoa, Chordata, Actinopteri, Chaetodontiformes, Chaetodontidae. Gene Ontology annotation, molecular function: neutral L-amino acid transmembrane transporter activity; L-amino acid transmembrane transporter activity. Bases 238 to 1932 code for a protein of 564 amino acids.